UCUUCUUCUGUGGUUUAUCCAAACGCCGACCUUUCAAAACAAUGUGGGAACCUGAAUUUAUUUAAAUGGGAUGCGAGCGUGAACACGUCGGAGGAGACGUUAACGGUUCGAGACGGCGCCAAUAAAGAGACUCAACUUUUACAACCGAGUGAGAACUCCUCUCUAACUGAGGAUCUCUGGACUAAAGAGGACCAGGUCCCUUAAGUUCACUACAUUGAACCCCUCAGUGCUGGUCUCUACUGGGUCUGGUCCACGGUGGACCAGAUAAAAGAUCCUCGCUGGAACUUCAACUGUGAUUAAAUCUGUCAAGGUCAAACCUAAAGGCCGACUCCCGACCUCUACUGCUUAUUAUGGUCUGUUGUCAUGAAUAAAGUGAGUGAGUGUGUGUGUGGAGGGGGGUUCUACCUGAACUCUGACCGUGGAUCUUUAAACGUGCACCUGAGAGAGAACUGGAGUUCUUCCAGAGGAAGGGUCUCUCUCUCACUCUCUCUCACUCACUCACUCACACAUGUGAAGUAGGAGGCCUGCUUUCUGUCCAGCUCUCUCCUCCUUGGGUUUCAAUUCCAAACAUGGUGAUCCUUGUAGGGCUCCCUAUGGACGCCUCCCCUCCUCUUCCUCCUCCUGCUCCUCUCCGCCGGCCGGCCAGAGAGACGAAGAAGGGAACGCCGGAGGAGCGAGAGGGAGGAGGGGACGCAGAAUGAGAGAAGAAGAAGAUGAAAUAGAGCCGUGAGAACGUCUCCAAACACCUGCCUGCUUGUUUGUUUUUCCACACCAAACGACAACAACAACAACAGCAACACCGCUGCAGCGUCCGCUCCCCGGAGGUCGCCAUGGGCAACGCCACGCUGCUGGACAGCUUGCUGUUCCCGCCGCUCUGUGCCGGCUGGAGCAACGCCACGGAGGGCGCCAUGUACCAGCUGGGCGGCGCCAUGCUGUUCCUGGGCUACAUGGGGGGCAGCGGCGCCCACGGCUGCCUCUACAUCUUCGGCUUCCUGGUGCCCGCCCACGGCUGCCUGGCGGCGUGGGGCUGGCUGACGGCGUGCGGCCUGGACGUGGCGGCCUGGAACCUGCUGCUGCUGCUGGCCUGCCUGGCCCAGGUGGGCCACCUGCUGCGCCGGCUGCACCGCGAGCGCGUGCGCGGCGGCGAGGAGCUGGGCGCGCUCUACCGGGCCGUGUACCUGCCGCUCGGCGUGCCCGCCGCCGCGUUCAGGGACAUCGCGGGCGCCUUCGACGACAAGGUGGUGGAGCUGAAGGCGGGAGAGACGUACGCCGUGGAGGGCAAGACGCCCAUCGACCAGCUGUCCUUCCUGCUGUCUGGGAGGAUCAACGUGUCGUUGGAGGGCCAGUUCCUGCACUACAUCCACCGCCACCAGUUCCUGGACUCUCCCGAGUGGGAGUCCGUGAGACCGAGCGAGGAGGGGCAGUUCCAGGUGACCCUUACUGCCGAGGAAGACUCCCGCUACAUCUCAUGGCGGCGCCGGCGUCUGUAUUUGGCGAUUUCGAAGGACCGCUACAUCGCCCGCGUCUUCUCCGUCAUGCUGGGCUACGACAUCGCCGAGAAGCUCUACAACCUCAACAACAAGCUCUACCUCAAAAGCGGCGUGCUGUUGGACAUCCGCCUGCCCAGCCUCUACCACGUGCUGGCCCCCUCCUCGCAGGGCAGCGAGGGCGGCAGCGGCAGCGACGGCGGUGGCGGCAUCGGCAAGGAACACCUGCAGGGCGAAGACCCGGCGCCAGCCAACCAGAUGUCCGAUCUGGACCAGUUUCAGCCCUACCUGCAGGGACCGAGGAACCCCCGCCCGGACGAACCCCAGGGCCCGCAGCAUGAGCGCUAUCAGCACCCCUGGGUGUCAGACCCUGAUCUGCCCACCGGAAGUGGUAAUGACGUUGAUGUGCCGCCUCGAUUCCAGCGUGGCAGAGCGCCGCUGGCUCCCACCGACACGCCCAAACUGUGAGAACGUUUCCUCCUCGCUCUUCGUCCCUGCUCGUCUUCCUCGCUUCACGUCGUCGGUCCUGAGCGUGAAGAAGGACUUUUAGCCCGGUGUGGAAUGUUUUCUGGCCGACGUUUUAAAGCUUCUCCGGCCUCUGAAAUCUGCCCUGAGAGCCCGACGACAGCGAGGAGCCGACGCGUGUUCAGUUAAAAGUGAAACGUCUGUAAUUUAAGGUCAAAGCUUCAUUCAGUGAUUCUGUCCCAUCAAAGAUGGACGCCUGCAAAUAAUUCGGAAUUAAAUUAUACUUAAAUAUUAUUCCAUGUCAUAAAAAUGGAUUUAGUGAUACUGAAACAUUUAGUUGGUUUCAUCUCAUUUAUUAUCAUCGGUUUGAUUUGGAUUUCACGUUUGUUUCCACAUAUAAGAAUAUUUAUAUAACUAAUGUACUUCUCACUCAAGUCUGCGUUACACGUAACAUUUAGUUUUGUAUACUUCUCGAGAUCUUUCCAGACACAUAUAAACAGUUUAGUUCUUCUCUAUUUCACUUUCAUAUUUAUUUUAUUUAUCUGAACCAUGACUUCUGGAGGUCCACCUCUUGUUAACCUUAUUUUAACAUAUAUGUUUGUAACUAAUUGAGUAUAUUAUACACACAUGUGAACUGUGAAUUUCAUUAUUUGUCCUGUUAUUGAUUUGCAAAAUACAGAAAAAGAACUAAAGUGAUGAGUUAUUUUCAUGGGGCCAAGAAUUCUCCAUAAAGAUCUUUGUGUGCAGUGAAAAUGUCA
This is a messenger RNA of Pseudoliparis swirei, 2710 nucleotides long. It is a transcript of the gene popdc2, whose product is annotated as popeye domain containing 2. The record is from RefSeq and is a predicted model, not a curated record. Gene Ontology annotation, cellular component: sarcolemma. The transcript is spliced from 4 exons. Lineage: Eukaryota; Metazoa; Chordata; Actinopteri; Perciformes; Liparidae. Gene Ontology annotation, molecular function: cAMP binding. Bases 831 to 1955 code for a protein of 374 amino acids.